UCCUUUCUGCCCUACAGAGAAGAAGAGACUAACAGAGGGCUGAAAAUGCUCUUCUUUAGCUGCUAAAUCGUGUUUAUAACUGUAUAGAGCUAAUAUAUAUAUAUAUAUAUAUAUAUAUUUAACACAGCCAUGUCUAGAUAUCAUAAGGCAGCCAUUGAUGGUUAUUUGGAUCUGUUGAAGGAGGCCACUAGGAAAGACCUGAACACUCCGGAUGAGGAUGGAAUGACCCCGACUCUCUGGGCCGCUUAUCACGGCCGACUAGAGGCUCUGCAGCUCAUCUGCAGCAGAGGUGGAGAUCCCAACAAAAGUGACAUCUGGGGGAACACACCCUUACACCAUGCAGCCUCCAACGGUCAUAUGCAGAUACUGAGCUUCCUGGUUAACUUUGGUGCCAAUCUCUUCGCUCUGGAUAAUGAUUUCCACACUCCUAUGGAUGUUGCCGCAUCUCGGGAUCAGAUGAACUGCGUCCGCUUCCUAGAUGAUGCCGCUUCACAGCAGACAAUGCAGAACCCCAAACAUGUGGCAAAUGUGAAGAAACAAGCGGUCAGAGAUGCACAACGCAAGGUGAAGGAAUGUGAGAAGGUUAAAAAGAGGCACCAGAGUAAGAUGGACAAGAUGUACGGUGGCAGUGGAGACUCUGAAGCCAACGCAGGUUCUAACUCUAGCACAAGACCCAUGAACAACAUAAACCAGCUCACUUCGUCCACCAAAUUUGGUUCCAUCAAAGGAACUCUCCAGCGCAAGUUUGGAAAGAAGGACACCAUGUCGAAAAAAACAGAGAAUGGAACAGCAGAAAAGCCAGAAUUAGUAGAUGUCUUCAAUGAGCAGGAUGAAAAUGAAGAGGAUGAAUAUGGAAGUGAAGAAUUUAAAGAUGAGGAAGAAGAUGAUGAUGUAAAUCAGGCUAAAGAAUCCCUGUUUAAGAGGCCAGGCCUUGGAAACAUGGUCUUCCGAAAGAACUUCUCCAUGGAAAUGGGAGUCGAACCUGAAGAUGAAAUUCCUAUUGGUGACACAGAGGACCUGGGUUUCCUGGUCCGUAAGGAGGUGUUUGAAGCAGAGGAGGCAGGACUGGAUGACCAAUUCGAUGAGGAUUCACAGUUGCCUUGGAACCAGGAGGAGAUUGGAUUGGACGAGGAUGAGGAAACUUCACCCCUGCAUUCCUUCCUGACCUCUGUAAACCUACUAGACUUUGCCCCUGUGUUUAUCCGUGAGAAGUUAGAUCUGGAAGCCCUCAUGCUCUGCUCAGACGAUGAUCUAAAAAGCAUCCGAAUCCAGCUAGGGCCUCGCAAGAAGAUUCUGGAAGCAGCAGCUAGAAGGAAGGCUGCUCUGGAGAGCCCUGGUGUAAUGAAGGACACCUUCAUGUAACACCAUAUAUAUUCAAAUAUGCUGUAUAUUUCCACAGAUGCUCAGCUGUACAAUACUGUAAAGUGAAAUGUGAAGAAUUUAUGCUCUUCCCAAACAUUGCCUGUCACGUCAAUAAUUUUAGAACAUAAGACUAAAAAUUCUGAAAUGAUUGUCUAUAAUGCAUAACAGAAAUUCUUAUAAAUAAGAUUUUCCAUUAUAAAUUGCAAAUAAAGCUACCUUUUAUAAAAUAUUUUUAAACAUUAUGACUGUUUUUUGUCUGUAAUAGAAUGGAUAUAUUAUUGGUUACUUUAAGUUAUUCACAUAAAAAAAAGUCACAGAAUUAGCAUGCAAAAUUUUAUAAAAUCUCAGAUGAUCAUGCACAGCUGAAAUCUGGGCUUUUUUUGGGUAACUAUUGCACAUUAUUCACCAGAUAUCCAUGCUUGCAUAUGAGGCUCACAACUAAUUUGUGACUACCAGCACACUAAAAUACUACUCUGCAAGAAGCCUCUGUGUUUUCAGACUAAAGAAAAAUUGUAUACCCACAUAAAAGCAACACUAUAAUACAUUCGUAUACAUUGCUCAAGUGCACUUGAUACACCUACCUUGUUACUCUCAGGUGUACAGGCCAUCUUUUCCAUGCACGAUUUAUGUUAAUUAUCCUUUACUAUUUUAUGACCUGUUAACUUCAUAUUUUUGACUGAUGAACUAUUGUCAACCCAUCAGUCUAUAAAAAUCUCAGCAAUACUGCUCUGACUAAUAUAGCACUGGUCUUAUGGUAGUCCCUUUCCACAGAUUAAUGGCAUAGUUGUAUCUGAUGCUGGUAUUUGAACUUAUGGCCUUUUGAUCAGCCGUCCAACGCCUUAACCACUGAGUCACUACUGCUAUCUAUAUGAUAGGUGUACCUGAUAAAAUGCCCAAUGAGUGAAGGUACAACAUAGGCAACUAUAACAUAGUCAGGGGUAGAAAAAUACUGAUAAACUGUAUUUGAGUGAAAGCAUACAUAAUGAUUAAAUUAAUUUAAUGCCAUGUUUUCAUGUGAAAAGUAACUUUUUAUUACUUACCUAAAAGUGUUAUAACCAUGUGCACCAUUUCACUUAAAAACAUCUCUGUAAGUUUGCUAGUCAUAUUCAUGACUGUGUACUUGUAUAUGGCUGAAAUGACAAUAAACUCCACUUGACUUGA
Messenger RNA from Pangasianodon hypophthalmus (striped catfish), 2523 nucleotides. It is a transcript of the gene anks4b, whose product is annotated as ankyrin repeat and sterile alpha motif domain containing 4B. The transcript is spliced from 2 exons. The coding region runs from base 130 to 1362 and encodes 410 amino acids. Gene Ontology annotation, molecular function: protein binding. Lineage: Eukaryota; Metazoa; Chordata; Actinopteri; Siluriformes; Pangasiidae. The record is from RefSeq and is a predicted model, not a curated record.